Gigantopelta aegis is the source of this 3114-nucleotide messenger RNA. Its product is annotated as broad substrate specificity ATP-binding cassette transporter ABCG2-like. Lineage: Eukaryota; Metazoa; Mollusca; Gastropoda; Neomphalida; Peltospiridae. The record is from RefSeq and is a predicted model, not a curated record. The coding region runs from base 163 to 2034 and encodes 623 amino acids. Gene Ontology annotation, cellular component: plasma membrane. Gene Ontology annotation, molecular function: ATP hydrolysis activity; ATP binding; ABC-type transporter activity. The transcript is spliced from 17 exons.
AACGAACUGUGGAGAGGGAAACAUAGCACUGCGUAUGUAUCACUUAACCGGGUGUAUUAACACAUACACAUUUUAUGAAAAUUCGGCCACACGACGGGACAUAACGUCACCCAUAGCUUAACAAGGCCAGUUUGAUAAGAAUUACAAAACCAGGAAAAAGUCAUGAAGAAGACGGGUAGCCUGCACGUGUCGACUGUGGAAAUAGGGAACGACUUGUUCGAUCGGUCGGUGGACGUCACACACACGUUGUCCAUUCACGACGUCCACUACGAAGUCAAUGUUAGGAAGCGACCAUGUGCCCGGGCCACGAAAAAGAUGAUUUUGAAAGGAAUGACUGGGAUUUUCAAGCCAGGAAUGAACGCUAUUUUAGGUCCUACUGGAAGUGGAAAAUCAUCGUUAUUGGAUUUUCUCGCUGGCAGAAAGGAUCCUAAAGAUGUUUCAGGAGAUGUACUUCUGGAUGGUUCUCCACCCCCAAAGAACUACAAGUGCAUGGUGGGAUAUGUCGUACAGGAUGAUGUUGUCAUGGGGACAUUAACUAUGCCAUCAUCGGUUACCAGGCAACAACGACGUCUGCGUGUUGACCAGGUGAUAGAAGAGCUUGGCCUUACAGAAUGUGCCGAUAGAAAGGUAGGGACCGAGUUUAUUCGCGGUGUGUCUGGAGGAGAGAGAAAGAGAACGAACAUUGGAAUGGAGCUGAUUAUUUCUCCCCCAGUUCUCUUUCUCGAUGAGCCAACAACCGGACUCGAUGCAAGCACGGCCAGUUCUGUGAUGCUACUCUUAAAGAGGAUGGGUGAUAAAGGUCAGACGAUAGUAUUUUCCAUACACCAGCCUCGGUACUCCAUCUUCAAGCUGUUUGACAACCUGAUGCUGCUGUCUGCAGGAGAAACCGUCUACUUUGGCUCGGCUCACAAGGCCUUGGAACAUUUUCACUCCAUUGGUUACGUCUGUGAAGAACACAACAACCCUGCCGACUUCUUCCUCGAUGUGGUGACAGGUGAUGUUCUAACACUGGCAGAUGCCGAUACCGACGCCAUUCACACAGAGGGACUAGACGAGUCUUUGCAGAAGAAACUGGUGAACGGUUUCCAGUCAUCAGAGAGUAAUACAAAACUAAUGACUGAAGCCAAUAAUAUUCAUGCUCAGUACAGAAAGCAGUUUGAAAGUGGAACUCUAGUGAGACAACCACCAGUUCUGUAUGCCACGUCUUUUCUCACACAGCUAAGAAUUGUUUCUGCAAGAUCGGUACUAAAUCUCAUCAGAAAUCCUCAAACAUCUAUAAUUCAGAUGCUUGUCACAAUAACAUUUGCCCUCAUAGUUGGAACUAUAUAUUUUGAUAUCAAUUCAUCAGUGGAAUCAGGCAUACAAAACAGAAUUGGUGCCUUUUUCUUUGUGACAAUGAACCAGAUGUUUGGAGCUAUGUCAGCAGUUGAACUUUUUAUCAAACAAAGAGUCAUCUUUAUACAUGAAAAUGCGAGUGGAUUCUAUCGAGUUUCUGCAUUCUUCCUCGCAAAGGUCAUUUGUGAUGUUGUACCCAUGCGGCUAAUUCCGGUGGUGUGUUUCUCCACCAUUGUUUACUGGAUGGUUGGUUUUCAACAGUUUGUUGCGAAAUACCUGUUCUUCACCAUGAAUCUCUUUUUCACAACUCUAGCAGCAUCUGGUAUUGCUUUUGCCAUCAGUGCUGGCGUGAGAGUCUUUGCCAUUGCCAAUCUUGGUAUUUCCAUGUCAUUCGUGAUUAUGAUGUUGUUUGGUGGCUUACUACGUAAUCUGAAUGACCUCGGUGACUGGAUCAGCUGGAUCAAGUGGUUUAGUGUUAUUAGAUACAGCCUGGAUGCACUGACAAUCAAUGAAUUGAAGGAUCAAAUGUUCUGUACCGGAACCAACUGCACAUCUGGAAAUAAGUAUAUGGAUACACAGGGUAUCCAGUACACAACCACCUGGGAUCUCUGGCAGAAGGAAGUGGCCCUUUUGGGUUUUGUAGUUAUAACCUUCAUCUUGGCCUACAUCCAGCUGAGACGAAUCAAGAAGCUAAGCUAAAGACAACACCAGAAACCCUGAUCUUCUUAUUAGACUAAUCCUGGACAAUCAAGACCAUACAGCAGUGGAGGAUCUAGGCAUAUUUGUGGGGUGGGUGGGUGUGUGACCAUUUGACAAAAGAACGAGUAUCGCUAAAUACAACACCAACAUCCCCUUCUUAUUUAACUAAUUCUGUACAAUCAAGAACGUACUGCAGUGGAGGAUCUAGGCAUUUUAGCAGGGGUGGGUGUGUGACUAUUUGACAAAACAAUGAGUAUCGGUAAACUCAACACCAACAACCUGAUCUUCUUAUUUGACUAAUCAAGAAUGUACAGCAGUGGAGGAUGUUGGUGGGGUUGACAGGGGUGGGGUGUGUGUAUGUGACUAUUAGACAAAACAAUGAGUAUUGCUAAACACAACACCCCUGAUCUUCUUAUUGAACUAAUCCAGUACAAUCAAGAACUUACAGCAAUGGAGGAUCUAGGCAUAUCGAUUGGGGUGGGAAUGUGUGGGGUGGGGAUUGUGUGUGUGUGUGUGUGUGACUAUUUCAUAAAACAGUAAGUAAUGCCAAACACAACACCAACAACCCUGAUCUUAUUGGACUAAUCCUGUUAAGUCAAGAACAUACAGCAGUGGAGGAUCUAGGUGUGUUGGGGGUGAGGUGUGGAAGACUAUUUGACUAAACCUGUUAAAUCAAGAACAUUUUGCAGUGAUGGAUCUAGUUGUCUUGGUGGGGGUCGGGGGGGAGACUGACUAAUCCUGUACCAUCAAGAACAUUUUGCAGUGGAUGAUUUAUCAGGCCAUAGGAUUUCACAUUUCAUGGAAAACACUUUGUCGGUUCUGUGUCUUGUGAUGCAUGGGAGCCCAUUAGAAACUGUUUCUAAAAAAUAAUUAUAUAUAUACAGUGAAACCUCUCAAAACCGGAUUGGUAUAAUACUGACAUCUGCCUAUUCCACUACUUUUAAAGAAUAUCAUUUUUUAUGAAUGUUUAUUGUUGUAAUAACUAUAAAUGGGCUUAAUAUAAAGAUUUUAGAGAAGAAACAUGCUGUAUGCUCAUGUUUGUUUUUUACUCAUCUCUAUAUUAAUAAAGAUUCAAAUUUG